GACAACCGUUUUGUGCCAAAGGCUACGCCGUGUGUCGACCGCACGCCAGUCGGUCACGCUGCGCCGUCCGACAAACUCGUGUGUCGCCAUGCCUUUCCGCCGUUUCCGUCUGAUUGGCCGUCUCGCCGCGUACAACACAAGUACGACGUCGUAAAGACGUAUUGCUAUACCAUCCGUCGCGAUAACGCCAUUACAAUCAUUGCCGGCAGUUCACGCAAAGGCGACGGCAUUUCAUUUUAUUGUCAACCAACCAUAAGUAGUUAAGUACCCGACUGGCGCGACCUUUGAAGUUGAUUUUUUUCCUCGCGAUGUCUCUCUGAUCGACGGACGCAGCUAUAACACGACGGCGAGCUCACAUGAAAUAAUCUAGACGACUGUCAUUUUUACUGACGCAGGUACAAAAAAAAAUGUCCAGUCGUCAUGAGACAUUCACUGCGGAAUAUUGCACAGGUGAAACCGUCACACUGUACAGUCAACAACACCACACGAGAAUACAUCUCCAAACUCACGCUCACGCAAACAAUCACAUACCAUUAAAUCAAAAAGGGGAACCAAUUAAAUUGCCAGAUAACUUGGAGAGUUUGCCACGUGCUGAGCAUUUUCCUGUUCAAAGACAUCGCUGGAACACUAACGAGGAAAUAGCAGCAAUAUUAAUCAAUUUUGAAAGACAUAGCGAAUGGCAGUCAAAAGAAGUAAAAAUAAGGCCCAAGAGUGGUUCAAUGUUAUUGUACAGCAGGAAGAAAGUGCGGUACAGACGUGAUGGAUAUUGUUGGAAAAAAAGAAAAGACGGCAAGACUACUCGUGAAGACCACAUGAAGUUGAAAGUCCAAGGAACCGAGUGCAUUUAUGGGUGCUAUGUACAUUCAGCGAUACUUCCGACAUUUCACAGAAGGUGUUACUGGUUAUUGCAAAAUCCUGAUAUGGUGUUGGUGCACUAUUUGAAUGUGCCGUAUCCGGACGACAACAAAUUAUCGGUAAUUUCGCCGAGCCUCGCGCUGUGGGCUGAUCGUAAAGAGUGGACUAAAGAUGAAUUACUAUCUCAGUUGAAACCCAUGUUUUAUGAGGAAGACCCUGACCUUAGCAACGAAAUGGAAGUAUCAACGGCCGAAUGUGUAGCCGCCAUGGUCACACAGCUGAUGGAGUGGCAGAAGAACGCCAGGGCAACUUUACUUAGCCGAACGCUGGAAUGCGGAUGUCCGGACUCCACGUGCGCGGACGGACAAUCGUGCUCGCGUCCGAUCAGACGGAUUUCACCGUCAGACAGCAAUCAGGUGUCGUCGACGACUGGAAAUCGAUCGCGCCCCGGUACAAUGUUACUCACCAACCACCACGUUAACUCGUCCAGAACCACGAUGAACACAUUAAUGAUCGCUAAUCACGUCAAUCAUAAGGCACAGAGUGGGCCUACCUCCUUGAACACCACAAUGAACAACAACUUGUUGUCAAAUUCCACAAGGGAUUUUCGCAAUCAACCACAACAACAGCAACCGCAGCAACAACAACAAAUAAUUCUCAAGCACGAUUGCAGAGAUAACAAUCAAAUAUUAAACAACAGACAACCACCGAUCAACGUGACGGACAAUAAUCACAUUCCCACUACAAUGAUAUCAUAUAAGCCACAAGGUUCAGACGAAGUGAUCCACGUGUAUACCGAAAAACAAACGUAUCACACUUCACAAAAUCAAGACGAACAUGCUGUACACUUGUUCCACGGACAAGAUCAUCUAAAACAACAGUCGGACCACGUGAAAUCGGAAUUCUAUGAUGUCACAUUAGAUUUGACCCACGACGACAUACAACAGACGCUUUCAGCCAAUAUGCCUGUCUCGUGUGCCAAUGCUGAUCAAUUGUUACGAUUGGAUGACGAUCAUAGUAAUAAAAAUCUAGACGGCCCUGGAGACGAUGUAUUUGUGAGUCUCGAUGCGUUUGAUAUGCUUACUGACUUCCAAGAACUUGAUAUCCUAGAACAUGCAACGCAACAUGCUUCAAAUUUAGUUACGGAUAUAGGGACAAAUGCUGUGGAUAUGCAGCCACAUGGGCAACCACAAUUAGACAUGGAUGUACUACAAAUAACUGAUUACUGUCCUGAAUGGGCAUUUCCCGAGGGAGGUGUUAAGGUACUAAUCACGGGUCCCUGGUUUUCUUCCUCAUCGUACACUGUUAUGUUUGAUACGAUCACAGUUCCAAGCACUUUGAUUCAAGGAGGUGUUUUACGAUGUUACUGUCCAGCUCAUGAUAUAGGCACCGUUACAUUGCAAGUAGUCAUUGAUGGGAGGCCAGUAUCAACCACCGCGAUAUUUGAAUACCGUCAACACGAAUUCCCACUAACUAUUUCCUCAUUAUCAAUGUCACACACGCCAUCUCUACUCAAAUUUCAUUUGCUACAAAAACUUGACUCCAUCGAAGAUUACUUACAGCAGCCGAGCAAUCAACAAACAGACCAACCAUUAAAGGAUAGUAUCCUUAUGUUUAGCAAGCCCAACUUUGAAGAUCAGCUUGUAAAUUAUUGUGAAAAAAUGAAACAGUUCUCGUGGAAAUCUGAAUCUGAAUGUAACGUUAAGCAAUUAGAAACCGAAACCACUAUUUUACAUAUGGCUGCUUUUUUGGGAUAUUCUAAACUUGUGUGCAUACUACUUCAAUGGAAAUUAGAAAAUGUGUCACUGUUUUUGGAAAUGGAAGUCAAUGUUUCAAAACAGGAUCGUGAAGGCUAUACGCCACUGAUGUGGGCUUGUAAAAAAGGACACAAAGAUACAGCAGUUUUACUGUGUCAGUGGUAUCAAACUGUUCAAAAUUCAAAUAACAAUUUUAAUCAGGAUUACUCUCAACCCGAUAUAUUAGAAUCCGUUCAUCAGUAUUUCAACGAUUUCAAUCAAAAUCAGUAUUGCACCAAUGACAAUUCAAGUAACGAUGUAUUUUUAAGGCCCGAUGGAAUUAAUAGUGACAUUAAGAAAGAAAUUAAUCAAACUACCGAUGAGCCAAAUAAUCCAACACCUCCACCUAAUAAAUCUGUCACCAUAUUAUGUUCAAAAGGGGAAACCAAAACAGAUAAAAAUGAAAUAAAACCACAAGAAACUCAAGGUUCCAAAAGACCAUUACCCAAUAGCUUUUAUCAAACGGAUGACUAUUAUGAUCAAUUUUGCAAACCAUCACUCUAUUUCCCUUCUAUUCAAAAGUUCCAAAAGAGUUUGUUUCUUCCACUACAAUCUCCUACAUCGGAUAGCGGGAAUUCGUCCGAAAAAUCACCAGUUUUAACAAAGUCUGAUUUUAUAAUUUGCAUGGUAACCGCGCUGGCCGAUGGACCGGCGGACGGAGCCGUGGGUAGUGAGAACGAUGGCAAUGGUAACACGCGAUCCGACGAACAUCAGAACGAUGAACGAAUCGAAGACGCUGUUCAAACGCCCAAAGAUCCCGCUGAACACGGGGAACACGAUGUUCGUGUCUUGACAUUAGCUGAACAAUUCAUAGCGGCUAUGCCUGAUCAUAUUAAGAAUGAAAACGGAUCACACGGUAAAAUUGUAGAAUCAUCAAUUAUUACAAUGGAAGUGCUCGAUGAUCCUCCGUCAUCUGUGUCGUCAUGUUGUUUUGAUACCAACUCCGAAAUGAACACGGAAUUCAACGAACAUGUUUAUCAUUAUCGGCAAAAAGAUCGAGAAAUAGAAACACCCACGUCCAGCACCAGUUUAACCUUGAGUCCAGUGUCGAGUGCGUCACAAUGUUCGCCCGCAUCACCACCACCGACUGCUGCAGAUCUAUGUGAAUUUCUCCAUGCCUCGUCAAACAAUCAAUACUUUGAAAAGAAUUUUUCGAACCUUACACUGUCCGAUUACGAACAACGGGAAUUAUAUGAGGCGGCCAAGACUAUUCAGAAGGCAUACAGGACGUACAAAAAAAGAGAAGAGGACAAAGAAAUUUCAGCUGCUUCAGUCAUUCAAAAUUAUUAUCGCCGUUACAAACAGUAUGCGUACUAUAAGCAGAUGACAAAAGCUGCGGUUCUAAUUCAAAAUCAGUACCGUAUAUACAGACGACAUAAGCGGUUUAAAAAAGAAACUCCUCGUUACACUAAUAAUACGUUCACUGUUAUCAAAAAAAAUCAAAAUCAAAAACGUCAAAACCAAGCAGCUCGAAAAAUUCAACAAUUUAUGAGACAGACCAAGCAUGGUACGUCUCCUCCUGCCACUAUCAACGAACGCACUUUUGGAUCUCGUAAGCGAGAAGCUAACGGUAAUCACAAUAUGAAAUAUCCUCCGACAAAAGUGGCCCAAUACUCGACACUCAACCACAACUGAUGUCAGACACGUUGCACCACUAUUAUAUUAUUAUUAUUAUGAUCUAAUUUAAUGUUAUUGCGUUAUUGUAAAAUAUUAUUUACCGUAGAGUCUUAGACUACCUAGGUAUAUCAGCUGUAGUAGUUAGUUUCUCAUUGUCAGCGUUUAGAUUGUUUAGUACCAACGUACCUAUAAUAGGUUUAUUCCAGACAGAUGUGAUGAAAUCGUCGACGUGUUUAAGCUGCAAACAAACACGUACCUAUUGGCCAUUCACUAUAGUUAUAGGUAUAAAGGUAUAGGUACCACAUUAAAAAAAGGCACAUUGUAGUUAUUAAAAAUGUACAUUAUGUCAAAGACGUUCGCAGUCGUUCGUCUUGGAACCAGUGUGGUUCGACCCCCCUGUAAUACGCGUACCUAGGUAUAUAAUAUUAUACCGCAACCGUAUUAAUUGGUACCUACCUAUAUAAUAUUAUAAUACUUUAUAUGCACAUAAUAUUAUUCUGUUUGCGUACACCGCCUUACUCGAUGUACUUUAUUUUACCGUUUAUAAUAUUAUUAUGUUGUCUAUUAUUAUCAACCCGAUUUUAUUUUAAUAUUGUUCGACAUUUAUGUCAUCAUAAUAUUGUAAUAUUUAUAUAUUAUUAUGUAGUUAUUUUUAUACACACACACACUGAUAUUUUAUGAACAUUUGACGAACUCGCGACGGAUACAAAAUAUAGACGUUUUACUGGGGGCAGAGAUGAUUAUUGUUAUUAUUAUUAUUACUAUAUAUUAUAAUAUUAUAUUAUGUAUUACGCAAAUGUACCUACAUACAUUUGUCCAUAAUGUUGUCAAUCAUUAUUAUGUAUACGAAAAUACAGGCUCAAAAAUACAUCAAACCGUAGCGAAUAGGCGUACGGGAAUGGUACACAUUAUAUAUAGAAUUUUUGUAAUAUUAUUAUUAUGUGGUGUCCAACAACUUACUGAGUAGGUACCUAUAUAUAGCGAUGGACCGAUUUGUCCGUAAACCAAUGACGGUAUCAUAAGAUUGGUAGGGGGGACCACGUGGUGCACGUACAGAUUUGGCUUUUGUUUUGAGAUAUUAAAAACCAUUAUGCUUUAGAGUAAUAUUGUGUUCGUCUUUUGUGAAAAUACAAAUACUACAUUCCUUACGAAGACAACAACUACAGCAAAGUCCAAUGAAUGUUUAAGUUUCUACUCGGAUGUUUGCGCGCAACUUACAGUGACCAAUAAGUCGUUUUUCUCUUCAUAAUAUUUAUCGACUAUACGGUGUUAUAGUACGUCGUAUGCGUACUUCUUGUAUACUUUUUUUUCGUUUAUGACUAAUCAUAUUGUAUUAUUAGCGCGUUGGUUAUGAUAAUAUAUUAAAUAUAUUAUGAUACGACGCAAUUAUAACUCCCUAUAAACAUCUAUGAACAUUAUUUUUCUUUAAAUUUGGUCAACACACUGGAUUCGUUUAUUUAUUCAAAACAAUAAUAUUCAUCUCUUAUAGAACUGCUGGUGAAUAUUGUUAGAAAAAAUCGUGUCAACAUUAAUUGUUACUAUAUCCCAGACAGGGAACGGAUAGUUUUAUUAGAGCAUAGAUAUGAGCAAUAAAUACCUUUUAUUGCAGCCGGGUAUAUGAAAUCAAAAAUACUCAAUCACAACUAUAGGUCCAUUGAAUGCCGUUCAUAACCACUAUAAUAUUAUUAUACUUAUUUCGGUCGUAAACAUUUUUCUCGUUCAUACACUAAAAACUGUUCAGUGCCACCGAAUUUUAUCCACGAGACUGCAUCGGGUGCCGUUUAGAAACUAGACGAAUAAUAAAUGGACUAAAUUGUUGUUGUACCUUGUACGUAUGCAAUAUUAUUCCGCGUGACAUUUGAUAAUACGACUUUCACGUUAUCUGACGAGAAAAUGUCUAGCUUUAUAUUUAUUUUUUCAACGAUAUUGUUUCUAUUAACAACCCUGGAAAUUAUACAUUCAAUUGUUUGAUUUGCAACGACCAAAUGCUCUAAAUGACAAUGAUAAAAUCGAUCACAUAAUUGGUAAAUAAAAGUAUACCUUCUUUACGACCAGAUUGAGCACAGAUCCCAUAAAAAAUACAAUACGAUUGGGCACAAAAAUUCGUAGCAAAUACCUACCAACAAAUUACGAUAAGUAGGUACAUACAUAUUUUUUAGCACUUAUAAAUCAAUAGUUUAUACAAAAAAUAGUAUACAAAUUUCUGAAGAGUUUUUAAUUUAAUAAUGUGUUAACAAUUUAGUUGAUUUCUAAUUGACAAUUGUAAAUUUUAAUUGGCCCUCCUAAAUUCUAAAUACUUACUGCCCAAAGUGCCAAAUAUAAAUAAUUAAUUUAGUAGGUACCUAGAUAUUUUUUUUUACCACUGGCCGGAUUCAUUAGUAAUUAGUAUAUUUUUUUUUCAAUAAAAAUAAUUCGUUGAAAAUAUUCAAUACAAUGGUAUACCUAUGUAUUAUUUAUUAUUCCUAUAUGGAAGUUUCUACUUGUUGUAAACAUUUGUACUACGUUCUCCAGUGUUAUUAAAAGUUUCAAAAGGUUCAUCUUGCAUGUAUAUACAAAAAGCCAAUUUGACAAUGUUGAAUAAUAUAAUAAAAAAAAUUAUUUGUGCUCCAAUCGGAUUGUCGAAAAGGUUGCUGAAAAAAUGACAGUACUCAAACUGAUAUCACCGCGAUAGCAUAAGGUGCAUCUAGUGGUCGCUAAAGUCUGUAAUGCGUAAUGUGGUAACAGUUCCGGGGUUCAAUAUUAAUUUAAUUACUUACAUGUGUUGAUAAACGAUCUAGAGCAACGGUUAAAUAGGUACUGUAUCUAAAGAAAACAUUUUUUUUUUUAAUGAUUUAACUUAUUAACAUAGGAAAGUGUAUUAUAGUCUUCCUCUUUUUUCUAACUAAUCAUUGAAUCUUCUAUCCGUAUUAUUUUUCUUACUAUACUAUAAACCACAUUGAUUCGAAUUUAAAAAUAAUUAUAUUUUUUCGAAGCACUUACCUACAUAAUAUUAAUAGUCUUUAUAAAUUAAAAUUU
Molecule: messenger RNA, 7283 nt
Organism: Acyrthosiphon pisum (pea aphid)
Lineage: Eukaryota; Metazoa; Arthropoda; Insecta; Hemiptera; Aphididae
Gene: Camta
Product: Calmodulin-binding transcription activator
Exons: 32
Coding region: 408-4286 (1292 amino acids)
Biological process (GO): regulation of transcription by RNA polymerase II
Cellular component (GO): nucleus
Molecular function (GO): protein binding; transcription coregulator activity; double-stranded DNA binding
Source: RefSeq, a predicted model, not a curated record